This is a messenger RNA of Homarus americanus (American lobster), 2462 nucleotides long. RefSeq names its product putative neural-cadherin 2. The record is from RefSeq and is a predicted model, not a curated record. The transcript is spliced from 11 exons. Gene Ontology annotation, biological process: homophilic cell-cell adhesion. NCBI's taxonomy places the organism in Eukaryota, Metazoa, Arthropoda, Malacostraca, Decapoda, Nephropidae. Bases 145 to 984 code for a protein of 279 amino acids. Gene Ontology annotation, molecular function: calcium ion binding. Gene Ontology annotation, cellular component: membrane.
GUGACGGACAUCAACGAUAACCCGCCUCACCUCUCAGGGCCACGGGAGGUCCAGGUACAGGAGAAUGGCCCACCUCAGGCCAUAGCCAGGGUCACACUCGAUGACCCUGAUGAUUGGGAGGAAGGCCAUGGCCCUCCCUUCAACAUGGCCCUGGACCCUAAUGCCCCGCUACAUAUCACAGCUGCUCUUGAAGUCCGUUUUGACAGAGCAGGGGACGAAGGACGUGGGCUAGGGGUUCUAUGGACGAGGAUGCCAUUGGAUAGAGAAGAAAGACGUGUUCUCUCCGUCCCUAUUGUGGUGGGGGAUAGUGGGUCGCCAUCCAUCACCAGUACACUAACUCUGACUGUCCUGGUGGCUGAUCUAAAUGACAAUCCAAUGGGUCCAGCUGCUAAGACUAUUAGUGUACAUAUUGUGAGGCCACAGACAAUACCAGUGCCCCUUGGACGUGUGUAUGUCAAAGAUCCGGACGACUGGGAUGCUGCCUCGAAGAUCUAUGGCUGGAGACAGAGACAUCCAAAUUUCUCUCUCAAUUCUACAACUGGGGAUAUAAUUAUGAUGCCUGGAACCAUUGAUGGCAGGUACGAGUUAGGGUUCAAGGUGAGUGAUGCCAGCCAAGGUCAAACAGGGGUCAUGGCCAAUGUAACAGUCGAGGUCAAAUCAUUAAGCCAACGGGAUGUGAUUGAGGCCACGCCCUUAACUCUCGCUGCUGAGCCAUACCAUGUGGUUAAGGAGGGUGACGAGGACAGCCCAUCAAUCUUGAGUCAACUGGUGGUCGCGGCGCGGGCGUGGGUUAAGGGCAGUGAUGUGGGCGUGAAGGCGGUGUCAGUACAACCCAUGGAGACCCACCCUACGCCCAUGACCAGGAUCUGGCUCUCGUCUCCUGGGGUCUCCAAUCUGCAUCAUAUUCUCCUACACCGUAAAGAUGAGCUUGGCCAUGCCGUGGGCGCGACCAUAACAGAAGUGGGCAUCGAUACCUGUCACUAAUUACCUCAUUAUCUCACCUGUACAGCUUGGCCAUGCCGUGGGCGCGACCAUAACAGAAGUGGGCAUCGAUACGUGUGAAGAAAACCAACAACAAAACAGUCAUCAGAUGCCCAAUUGCCUAGUUGGGUGUAGAUCUGAUACCCCAAUCACCAGCGGGGGGGGUGGGGGUACCAUGGGCUAUACUGUGGUAGAUGCUAAUACCACAGCGGUCGUGGGUCCAUGGGUUAAUGGUUGUGGAUGUGGGUUACGUUUGAUGAGUGAUAGAUCUACCUGUGUUGAUGAGGGAUGUCUUAAUGGGGGCAGGUGCGUCCCUACCUCGGCUGGCACCAGGUGUAUUUGCCCUCAAGGAACCGUAGGAGCCCAAUGUAAAAUCCUUUCGAGGUAUUUUGAAGGAAGUGGACGACUGGAUAGCCAACAGAUGGAUGACAAAUGGAUAGGUGGAUGGGCCUGGGUGUCAUCCAUCCCAUCUUGUACUGAAAUUCACCUGAGUUUGGAAUUUUUAACGAAAUAUAAAGAUGGAUUAUUACUUUACUCUGGCCCUGACCACAUCCCGGCCACACCAGGUACACCAAGUGAUGUGGUCGCUCUUGAGUUGAAAGGUGGUCGACCACAUCUCCUCCUUGACCUUGGAGCAGGACCUGUUACACUAAUACUUGACGUUACUUAUGCUUUGAGUGAUUAUACCUGGCAUAGACUUGACCUGCUCUGGAGGAAUGAGCUUGCAGAACUGAUUGUUGAUCUGUGCUCGGGUGGGACUCUAGAUAUCCCACCCAUACCUACAACAAGACCCACCCAUAACACCUCAGAUACGCCCACGACUUCCCAACCCACGCCCCAAUCUACGCCCCCUGAUCCCCACACCUGCAGGGCAUCGGCUAGACUCCCACAUGGGGCACACCUGUUGAGUACCCCACACCCACUUCAGGUAGGGGGAUUGGCCCACCCACCACCCUCAUAUUUAGCUUAUGGGUGGCCAGCGCCCCUACGCCCACGCCCAUUUCGCGGGUGUAUACGGAAUCUUCGGGUGAAUGGGGAGCUGGUCGACCUCGGACGGAAUCUUCUCCACCAACGCAGCAGUCCGGGGUGUGCAGCUGUCAGUUGUGCCUCCAGUGGCCUUACCUGCGGCGUUCAUGGCAGGUGCCAAGGGUCACCAGGCACUCUGAGGUGUGAGUGCCGACCAGGAUGGGCGGGUGCUCAGUGUGCCACGCCCACUACGCCCACGACUUUCUUUCUUAAUAGUUACGUUAAGUUGGCACUCUCGUUCACACCUCUGGCCUAUACCACCACUGUCCAUCUGAGGUUCCGUUCAUGGAAGCGAGAUGGGGAACUAGUUGUCCUGUGGUCACAACAUGGCAGAGAUCGCCUCGCUGUCCAGCUUAUACGCGGCCAACUGUGUUUGGUGGGUCGCUUACACCCCGAAUCACCCCGUGCGCUCUGUCUGACCCGGGCACAGCUUACAGAUGGACAAUGGCACUCUG